AUGUUAAGUACCUUCCAUCAUCAUCAACAAGUUGCUGCAAUGGCUGCUGCAGCUGCCGCGGCAGCAGCAGCUAAUAACCAUAAUAAUUUACAAACAUCACCUAAAGAUGAAAAUGGAAUUCCAAUUAAUGAGAAUGGAAGAAAUGAUCGGAAUAAUGGGACUGGAGGGGGAGAGUUGAUUAACGAUUAUGCUCGUUAUGGAGAUCCUACAAAAUUUUCAACAAAUCCGGAUGGAAAUCGUUUGAUACAAACAAUGAAUGGAGGACCUAUUUCUCAAAGUUACCAAGAUUUAUCUAGUGGUGUUCAAAAUCAGCCUAAUUCAAUUUUGCGCAUAAUAAUUGAAUGUAUGCUUUACCCGGUUACUUUAGAUGUUCUUUUUAUGAUAUUUUCUCGUUUUGGAAAAGUCCUUCGCAUAAUAACUUUCAAUAAAAAUAAUUCAUUUCAAGCUUUAAUACAAUUAAGUGAAUCUAGUGCUGCAAUGAAUGCAAAAAGUUCAUUGGAUGGUUUAAAUAUUUAUAAUGGAUGUUGCACUUUGCGUAUUGAAUUUAGUAAAUUAAACACUUUAAAUGUAAAAUAUAAUAAUGACAAAAGUCGGGAUUAUACAAAUCCGAAUUUGCCUUCCGGUGAAUUAACCUAUGAACAAAAAUUACAAUUAAUUCUACAAAAUACCCAAUUAACUGGGGGACAUCAUCAACAACAACAAAUUGGGGCACUCCUCCCUUUUGGGGCUGCUGCAGCUGCGGCUGUAGCUGCGCAACAAUUGGCAGCUAAUGUUAAUACUUCUAAUGGAACUGCUAAUACACAAUUUCCGUUUAAUGGGCAAAUGGCUUUACAGCCUAAUAAUGAAUUAUUAAUGGGUGGUGGACAAUUAUUAUCAAAUAAUUUAACUGGAAUAGUUUUGAAUACAGCCUUCCAAUCUGGGGUAGUUAAUACACCUGUUGUUCUUGUUUCGAAUUUGGAUGAGGCUACUGUGACUCCAGAGCAACUUUUCAUUCUGUUCGGAGUCUAUGGAGACGUUAUUCGAGUCAAAAUCCUCUUCAAUAAGAAGGAUAAUGCUUUGAUACAAUAUUCUGAUAUUCAACAGGCACAAUUAGCAAUUCAACAUUUGGACAAAUUAAAAUGGAAUGGGCGAAAUAUUCGAGUUACAGCUUCCAAACACACCCUUGUGCAAAUGCCAAAAGAGGGCCAGCCAGAUGCUGGUUUAACUAAAGAAUUUACAAAUUCUUCUCUUCAUCGUUUUAAAAAACCUGGAAGCAAAAAUUAUAUGAAUAUUUACCCUCCAUGUGCAACGUUGCAUCUUUCCAAUAUCCCAAAUGGAAUGGAUGAGGAUGCAAUUCUCGAAAUUUUUAAAGAUUUUAAAAUUGCUGAGUUUAAAUUCUUUCAAAAAGACCAUAAAAUGGCAUUAGUUCAAUUAGAAGAUGUUGAAACUGCUGUGGCUUUUCUUGUUGCUAUGCAUAAUUAUAAAUUGGCCGAAAAUGCUCAUUUACGUGUUUCCUUUUCUAAAAAAGGAAUGAAUUAAAUUUUAUUUUUUAAUUAAAAUUUUUUUCUGGGAUAAUUAAAUGGGGAUUUUUAAUAACUGAUUCUGAUUUUUUACAUUUUAUGGGGUCAAUUCAUAGGAAUGACCAAUUCGGGCUGAAUUUUUUCCAUUUAACAAUUUUUUAUUUAGCGACUUCUUUAACAUUUUU
Messenger RNA from Meloidogyne enterolobii, 1684 nucleotides. The record is from the annotation of a GenBank genome assembly. NCBI's taxonomy places the organism in Eukaryota, Metazoa, Nematoda, Chromadorea, Rhabditida, Meloidogynidae.